Molecule: messenger RNA, 1707 nt
Organism: Cutaneotrichosporon cavernicola
Lineage: Eukaryota; Fungi; Basidiomycota; Tremellomycetes; Trichosporonales; Trichosporonaceae
Gene: TRM2
Exons: 5
Coding region: 1-1707 (568 amino acids)
Biological process (GO): tRNA processing
Molecular function (GO): tRNA (uracil(54)-C5)-methyltransferase activity, S-adenosyl methionine-dependent
Source: RefSeq, a predicted model, not a curated record
AUGUCGUCACUCCACACACCAACCGGUUCACCUGCUCCCAAGAAGGUGCGCGCCGACGAGCCGCCCAUGAACGGCUCCUCUGACGCGCCUUCCGCUGCUCCGGCCAAGGCCCAGCCCAAGCCCCAGCAGAAGCCUCAGCAGGGCAAGGCCAAGCGCAAGCGCAACAAGCGCUACCUCCCCGACCCUUACUCUCACGGCGACAUCCUCCACCGCGACAUCGCCGACUUCCUCGGCAAGGAGUAUGUCGACGGUGUGGUCGCACGCGGGGACGAGAGCGAAUGGGCUGCGCCAGAGGGGCUGGAACUGCAGACCGUUUAUGAGCUGCGUGUCGGCGCAAUGGGCCGGAACGGCGACAGCAUUUCUCUCUUUGAGGAGGACGGCAAGAAGUGGGCCAUCGUCACGCCCAUGGCGCACCCUGGCGACCUGAUCCGCGCCAAGGUAUGGAAGCACGACCGGUUCCACAGUGUCGCCGACUAUGUCGAGACGCUUGAGUACUGUGACGACCUGCGCGGUGGCGAGGGCGAUCGCCGCAAGUUCCCGGAGGCCGGGUGCAAGUAUUUUGGCGUGUGCGGUGGCUGCCAACUUCAGGACGUGCCAUACACCAAGCAGCUCGAGCACAAGAAGCGCACUGUCGACCUCGCCUACCAGCGCUACUCGGGGCUCGAAUCUGGCAAGGUGCCCGCAAUCCUCGACACGAUCGGGUCGCCCAAGCAGUGGGCGUACCGUACCAAGAUCACGCCCCACUUUGACGCAAUGCCUAAGGCUGUGCGCGCUGCUCAUGCGUCAGAGGAAGAGGCGGGUAACCCUCCCUCGUGGGUGCCCAAGAUCGGCUUCAACACCAUCGGUGGGGGCCGUGUGGCCGACAUCGAGGAGUGUGUGAUCGCAACUGGCGUCCUCAACGCCAAGCUCACCGAGGAACGGCAACGCAUCAGGGAUACGAUCGCAACGUUUAAGCGUGGCGCGACUCUGCUGUUGCGCGACUCUCUGCCAGCGCCGGACCCGCUCCCCACCGCCGAGAACCCCUUCGACCCCUCCACGCCAACUGACACGGCGCACAUUGCUAUUACAAACCACAAGCAGCAGGUGUACGAGCGCGUCGGCGACUUCUUGUUCUCAUUUGCCGCGGGCUCGUUCUUCCAGAACAACAACUCCAUCCUCAUUCCACUCACCGACUACGUCAAGGCUGCCAUCUUCCCGCCAGGUAUGACAUCCAAGCGGCCGACUCACCUCGUCGACACGUACUGCGGCUCGGGUCUGUUCGGGAUUACACUCUCCCCGGAGUUCGAGCGGGUUGCUGGUGUCGAGAUCUCACAGGACUCGAUCACGGCCGCCAAGGCCAACGCCGAGAUGAACGGACUCGGGACGAAGACAACGUGGCUGUGCGGCAAGGCCGAGGACAUCUUUGGCGGGCUGGCUGAGGCCGGCUUUGGAGGCGACCACUCGUGUGUCGUGAUUGACCCACCACGCAAGGGAUGCGACACGCCGUUCCUCGAGCAGCUGCUCGAGUUCCGCCCUCUCACCGCCGUCUACGUUUCGUGCAACGUGCACACGCAGGCGCGCGACAUUGGGUGGUUCGUGAAUGAGAGCGAGAAACGCGGUGAGGGCAAGUGGCGGUACGAGCUUGAGAGCCUGCGCGGCUUCGACCUGUUCCCGCAGACUGCGCAUGUGGAGAGCGUGGGUGUGUUGCGGCUGGUUGAGGAGGCAUAA